This is a messenger RNA of Pocillopora meandrina, 15095 nucleotides long. The record is from the annotation of a GenBank genome assembly. Lineage: Eukaryota; Metazoa; Cnidaria; Anthozoa; Scleractinia; Pocilloporidae.
AUGGGCGUUCGCGGACUUACGUCUUAUCUUGUUCGUUCUGAAGAGUCAGCUCCAUACCUUAGGAGACUGAUCAAGCUGCGAGACACAAAGCUUAUCAUAGACGGAGAUAACUUGUGUAACUACCUUUACAAAGAAAACGGCUUCGAUUGCCGAUGCGGAGGGCAGUAUGAGGAGUUUUACAAGAAAGUACUGCUGUUUUUCGAAGCUCUAAAAUCUAAAGGUGUCGAAUCGUUCGUAGUUCUUGAUGGCGCAUAUGAUAGAAGUGACAAGAAGUUAGAAACACGGAAAGAAAGAACACAAGAGAGGAUCGAAAAGGCUGACCGGUUGUUCAGGAAUGAAACAUCAGCUGAUGGCGAUGAAUACUUUUUACUUCCACUUUUGGCGAAGUUUGUAUUCGUAGAAGUCCUAAGGGAUCACUUGAUAAAAUUUGCUGUUUCUGACUGGUAAGAUGUCAUCAAAUAGUUAAUUAGCUUGCACUUAUGCUAUAACACUGGCUAAGAAAUGUGGUCGUGUUCAAAUGCAUAUGAAACGAAAGAUGGAGAAAUUUCUUUUUGGUUCCAUUUCUGUAAGCUUUCCCCUUCUUUUAACGCAAAAAAAAUAUGUUUUUUCGCCCACAAGACGGCAGUUCACGUCCAUUUGGGUAUUUUAUUCACUUAACUGAAGCUUGUACUAAUAAGUGUUCCGGUUAUGUUUUGCUUUCACUUUCGCACGUAACCGGAAUUAAGACAAAAUAAAUUACAGAUAUUGUUAGCUUCUUAUUCACCGAGCGGGAGAACUGCACUAAGGAAGCCCCGAGGUUGUGAAAGUGCGAAUCAAGCGCAGCGAUUUGGUUGAAUAAGGUAUUACCUGUGAAGAAAAUCAAAGGCAAGCGUGAUUGAAGAGAACAGGGUGUAAUAGUCACCAAAGUGUCAUUAAACGUUUUCGGAUCUCUUGAACAGCUAAAAGGAAAAAAAUUGAUUCGACGACUUAUUACAAGGUUUAUAAUGCCAAGUGUGCUAGUCUCGUGGAGUUUAAAAAGCAAUUUCUUUUCUCUUUUUAAUUCUACAGUGAAGCGGAUCAUGACAUCGCAUCUUUAGCCAAGGAUUGGGCAUGUCCUGUUUUGAGCGACGACAGCGAUUUCUUCAUCUUUGAUGUCAAGGGCGGCUUCAUCCCACUUUCCUCUUUCGAUGUUGAUCAGUCAACAGCGCGUAUUUUCUACCGCAGUGACGUGGCAAGAUAUUUUGGAAUACGUGAAGAAUUGCUCCCUUUGCUUGCUUCCUUACUGGGUAAUGAUUACGUGAGUCGGGAAGCGUUAAAGCCCUUCAACCGCACAAUUUGCAAUUUUCCCAGUGAUGGUCUUAGUGGAAAGGAAGUGAGGUUUUCAGGUGUCAAAUAUUUCCUCUCCCAGCUCCCUAAUUCAAUCUCAGAAACACAAGCGUUCGAGUGCGUUUUGGGAUCGAUAGAAUCGAGUGAAAGUAGGGAGCGGCUUGAGAAAGCUGUCGAGUAUUCCCUUCAAGAAUACGCAAUUACGAAGUCCAAUUUAUUCGAUUACCUCCGAAAUGGAGUGGUCUGUAGUCUUCUAAGAACCCAAAGUAAUCUCGAACUUGACGAAGAGGUGUUGCGCAGGUUUCGCGAAGGAAAGUUUUCUACCGAUUGUAUGAGCAGCUUAACGGCGGGAAAAGUAUUUCUCAGAGUUCAGGUCGAGGACUGUGAGAGAAGAUCAUCAAAUCAGUGUUCAAUGGCACUGAGACAGCUGAUGUAUGGCAUUUUGAGCGAUGGAGGAAGAAACAUGAAGAGGAUCGAGGAAUGGGACAGAGAGGGCUUUGCACUCAUGAACACAGAUGUUAAGCCUUACAAUGAUAAGAUCCCUUCGAUCAGUUCUAUACUAAUCGAUCCUCACGGGAGAUUAACGAUGUUCUUGGAUGCGCUAGAUUCAGACUCGGCUUAUAUAAAAUCAUUACCAAAAGAGCUAGCGUUAGUCGCAUCAUCUCUUCGUUUUCUUCAUCGUAACUCGCAACCGCCACUGGAGAAUAGUCAUCUGCACGCUCUACUUUGUAGUUGUGUCAAACUAGAGGAUGGUUCGUGGAAACAUUAUCUAGAACAUCCAACAAAAGCUUUCUCCCAACCCUUUGAUGAGAGAGCAGCGCAAAGCUUUUGUCAGUGGCAGUGUGUCUUGAGAGAUGCCAUUCAUCUCAACUUCGUUUUGCUUGAGCCAGUGCAGACACCAUGUAUCCGCAAAGUUUUCAAUGGAAAACUGGUGCAUUGCCUCCAGAGGGAAUUGACAACAGGUAAUAACAAGUUUAAAACAUUUCUUCCAAUUUUUCUUCCUUUUUAAAUCUUUUUUUCGUAUGACGAAACGGCUAAAGCUCCAGAAGAAACGAUAACAUGCGGCAAACGUUUCUAGCACAACGUCAUGCAAAAUGAACGUGUCCUUUGUUAAGUAGUUUUGCCUUUCCGUCGCAUUUAUUUCUUGUGGAAAGGGAACAUGUGAAUUUACUCCCCUAGAUGAUUGGGGCGAAAGUCACUGUAGGGAUUUUGUGUUUUGAAAAAAUUUUCAUCAGGAAAGCCUAUAUCUUUUCAUUAACGUUGAGUUUAUCGUCGUGUUGCAAGGUUUAUUUUGAAAACUAUUAACACAGAAAAAAGGUUAAAAUGAUUAUUUUGCCCCUCUCUUUCAGGCAGUAAGCCAGAAUCCUUGAUGUCUCCAAGCUCUCUUGCUCGGUAUCAAGAGCUUUGCACAGCAAUUACUGUCGACCAGGAGGAAAAAGGUAGUGAACACAAUUUUUCAAUACAGUUUUCUGGAAGGAUCAUUAGUGUAUUCUCAUUCUCACAGUUCGCUUAAAAAAAAUUUUUCAAUUUUUUUCAUGUGCUCUCGCAAUCUUGAAACAAUCGGAUCGGAUGCCAUUUUUGGUCCGGAUUGCGAACGCUCGGUUUGUAGAUAUUGUAAUCCUUUACUUGAUGUUCUUUAAUGAAUUCAGUCUCCACUUUCCACUGUAAGUAAGUACAUCAACCGUUCCCUUUGUAGACGAUGGGCCAAUUUGCUUGUUAGUUUGAAUUUUUUUCCAAAAAAAAAAAAGUCGACUGAUGAGCCAUCAAACUACUCAGCAUCUCACUGAUAUACCUUAGACACUCUUAAAAAUAGCCAUUGUUCCAUAAACACAAUCUAAAUGACGAUAAAUAUUUUUCCAUCUUUAUUCAGAUUUCUUUUAUUUUCAUUACCAUAUUUUUUAUUCACAAGUAACAAGAGAAAAAUUAGAGUUAAAACCAUACCUAGAUUUUAUAAAAUUUUUUAAACUAUAUUUCUAUUUUUUCACGAGUCAGGUAUAGAUCCUCAGUCCUAUCCUCAUAUGCCAGAGGAAAUACGAAGCUUUAUUCACUUCUUCCAUAAGCAUGUCACUAACCAGGUUAGCAUGUAUUUGAAUUGAUACGAUUUUAUCCUGAUAUGGUUAUCUGCUUGUUUGGUAAUAAAACCAUGCAAAUUACAGUUCCACUUUGCUGAGGUCACUCAACCCUUCAACUUCUUUAAGUGACCAAUAAUUUUUCCUUAGUAUUAUAGCUCCAGUGAUUAAUGAGAUGCACACGCUCUGAUUGGUCAAGGAUUGCAUCAUAUCUCGCUAAAAUCACCUUGAACAAGGUGAUUAUAGUAUUUCAAACUUGGUUUCCUUGUAGUUUGUCAUUAUUCAUCAGGAAGUGAUAAACGUGAUAGAACAAAACAGAAUUUAACAAACACUAAAGAUGCUACUAAGCUUGGUGUAAAACUUUUCAAAAGGAAAAAAUGUUUUUGCUGAUUGAAUGAAAUAAACCUGUCAAAUUCUACUGGAAACUGGUUGCUCAUCGUGAUACGAGUAAUCAAAACAAUUGUAACAGAUUGUUAUAAACAAUUAAAAAAAGAAUUUACAACAGAAUUCAAAAGCACCUGAGCGAUUAUACUAAAACAAUUAUUCCCCUCUGGUUCGGUGAAUAUUGUUGAAUAGUCUGCUCCUCUUCAUCUUAAGGAUUUUGCAACAAUAAUCACCUCACCUUCAGAGAGUAAUUGUUAGUUACAAUAUCAAUGCAUGUACAGUAUCAAGCAGACAGUUGAUGGGAAUGAGGAAAAAUAUCAGUUAGGGGAUUAUUUAGUUGAUCCAAUACAAAAUUUUACAAAGUAACAUCAUAAGAACUACAUACAUUAAAAACCUGAAUAUAAGAACCUACAAUUUUAAGAACCUGUUAGGCUAAAAUUUCACUGUUAAGUAUUUCACUUAUAAGCGCCAUUCUAGGCUAGAUUCUUAAGACAGGUUCUUAUUUUUAGAACGUAGAAUUUGUUUAAAUUUGAUACACUACAUCCCAUGCAAUUCAAAAAGGUAGCUGUACCAUAUAUAAAAUAUCCAAAUGUGUGUACAAGUUAACCAUGUAAAGCAGGGCACUAUGAGGCUGGCAUACAGCCCAUUUUUUUUUUUUUUUAACAAAUUAUGAAUGGGAUUAUGAACCUAACCCAUCUCCCGACCGUAAGUACCAAAAUUUAGAGGUAAAUUUAGUACCUAUUUCUUAUAUCCUUGUUUCUACACAAAAUAGCUCCUUUUAUUAUAUCUUCCAGAAUCUCUCUGGCAUUCAGUCCAUCUAUGAAAAGAAGUAAGUUCAUUACGGUCUAGAACACAUGUUGAUGCAAAUUAGUGUUGUACUCCAGACUUUACUUUUUGUGACAAGAAGUAUUUGAGUUUUCUAAACAUAUCUUUUGCCUUCUUUGAUCCAGGUUCAACAAAUUGACUAAGAGAUAUUUCGAAAAAUCUCCUUGGCCUGAACCUGAUUAUGUCGCAAGCCUUGUGGAUGGAGGUGUGUUCUAACCCUUUCCACCCUAACAUCAGUAUUCAAAUUCUCCAUACUGUUCUCUGUACAUUUACUAAGUUGCUGACAAGGAGAAUUUGUCUAACAAUCAGGAGUUCCUUUAGUUGGUGAUCAUUUCCUUUAUUCUCAUGGCGUUAAUAUGUGAUUCAGUAAUGAUGAGUAAAGAAAAAUUAGAUGCUAGUCACUCUUAGGGGUAAAGGGUUAAAGAAUAAGGAAAUGCAUCUUCAUUGACUGAAGUGCUGUAUGUCUUUCUGCCUGUCCUGAUAUUUAAAUGAUUGAAUAGUUCCAUGAGCAACCAACUAACAAACUGACUGAACCAUGGAUUGUCUCUAGUACAUGUCAGGUUGCUGCUAACUGUUGUACUGCUCUGCACUCAUUUGAGUUGUUUGAAGGACUAAGUGAGUUAAUUCUUGGUUCCUUCAAGAAUUAACUCACCUAGUUAUUAUUAAUAGGACAGUUACCUUUUUGAAGCAGGGUAUUGAUCUAUGGUAGUGUUGCCUAAUAGUUGUCUCCCCAAGUGAGUCAGUGAAUUUUCUUGCUGUAUAUAGGUGUAACCCACACUCAUGUCCAGAAAUACACGCACAAAAAUGGCAGAUUUGACAAAUUUUUGUCAAACCAAGUGAAUGUUUGUGAAUUUUUUUAUUUUGGCAAAUUUUAGUCAAAUUGGUCAAAGAAAAAUUGGCUUGGCAGGAUUGAUGAUUUGAUGAAUUUUAGUCAAAUUCAUCAAAGCCAAAUCAGCUUGACAGAUUUGAAUAUUUUGACAAAUUUUCACUACUUUUCAUUACUGCAUGCAUUCCUGGACAUAUCUGGUGACCCAUUACCAGCACCUUACCCUUCUUGACUAUCUACCUCUUGAUUUGAAGUGGUUUACAAAUUAAAUAAUGAUGUUUUAUUUCUUGUAGACCAAGUGUUUUUGAUCCUUUACAAAGAGCUGUACUACAGACACAUCUACAACAAGCUCAAGGUAAGGCUAUUAACCCAUUUACUCCCAGGAUCUGAUUGUUGUUUCUCCUUCCUAGCUGGAACACAUUUCCUUGUAAACUAGUUGUAAGAACAUAUUGUUAGAUCAAGAUAACAACUUCUACCUGGUAAGUUUGAGUAUUCUCAUUAACUGUCUGCUGGAUUAUGUGAGGAUAUUACUGGGAGAAGUUCUAUGUUGAUCACUUCUGGGAGUUAAAGGGUUUAAACAGAAAUGAUAUUUUUAAUUGAGCAUACAAAUUAGGGAUUUGUUGAUAUUCUUCUACCCUUUAAAAAUUAUUUGACUGCGAAACUAAUUUGAUUAAAUGCAAAAAGGUGUAAGUGGAUAUUAAGGCAAUAAUUUGAAACCUGACAUAACAGUUGAUUGUGAAGUGUUAUCAUUGGGUUGAAAGUACUUGACCAUGAAAAUGACUUUUUUUCAACAAAACUCCUUUGAAAGACUCCCCUCAUCUAGAAUAUUACUCUUCACAAUCAAACAUUUGUCAGCUAUGUAGGAAUGAUAAAAGUUAACACCAUUCUGUAAUGUUUUUCUAAACAGUAUUUUUAAUCAUUGUAUGUAUUCAGCCAACACUGGAACAUCACUUUGAAUCUUAUUUCAACUACUGUGAUCUUUUCAACUACAUUUUGAGUAAGUUUAGAAUUUUGUUUUUUGUACUGUCUAAAUUUCCAAUUUUGAGUAAAAAAAAUAUUAUCACUUAACACAAAAAUAGAAACACUCAUCAAAAUAUGCAAUAUCUUGUAGACACAGAUGAACCAGUACCUCUCAGCUUGCCUGAUCAGUGGUUGUGGGAUAUUAUUGAUGAAUUUAUUUACCAGGUUAGAAGCUUUCCUCUAGAGAGAAAAUUUCUCUUACUGAUCAAGUGUGAGGUCCAUAGUUUAACUUAGGGGCCAAAUUUUUCGGCUCAGAUUUUAUGGUCCAAGCACAAAGCAUAAGAGUUUCUGUAUUCUUAUCACCUUUUUUCUCCAUAAUGUAAUCGAAGGAAGAGGAGAAAUUUCAGUACCUGUUCAUCACAUCUGGAAGUUAAAUGAACAGUGCUUACUGCCAGCAGAUGUCUACAAGAAUUGGUUGCUUUUGAAACAUUCAGUAUAGUUAACUUUACUCAAUGAAUGUGUAAUUAAUCAUGGCUAAUUUGAGUACACUAAAUCCUAGGGAAUUUGAUAGAUUAUUGCAUGUAAAACAUUUUCAGUUCCAAGCAUUCAGCCAGUACCGAUCAAAGUUGUUGAAAAAGGGAAAAGACGAAGUUGAAAUUUUAAGAGAAAAUACAAAGGUAUGCUAAGUAAAAGAAUAUGUGUAGAGAAAUACAGUCAUGUAAAUAUUGUAGGAUUCAGUAGAGGCACUUUGAUAAAAUGUUGUUUCAUCCCAGACUGUCUAUUGAUUAAACUGGAAGUUGGUGUGCUUGUUUUGGGAAGGGUGGAAAUCUGGAGAAACAAGGGCAUGGACACUAUAAUCCACAAGUAUUUUGUGCUUAGUCUGAAGCUUGAUUAGGGUAAAUGUAUUGUGUUGAAGAGACUAUUUUUAAUGGUAAUAGGACUGAGAAGAUUCCAUUUAAUCAAAUCUAUGACAGAAUCUGAGAGACAAAUCGGUUUUAAGUUUUCAUUAAAUGAGCAAAAGUUAAGUCAGCAAAAUACAUGAUGAGUGCAUGCACAUGAUGCAUACUGUCCAAUUACACAGGCAUGUGUGAUGUGUACACUGUCCAACAUACAAGCAUGAUCACACAGUGUCCUAUCCAAUCAUGUUUGAGAAUUUUUCAUAGUUUUGAUUAGCUGAUUAAUCAAUACAGGAGGGGCUUUGAAUAUUGAAAAUGAUUUUCUCCACUAGGGAGAAGAUAGCACAAUGAUGAUGAAAAAUACUGCAAUUAUGCCAAAUUGCCAUUUAAUCAUAUCAUUCAUCCUGAUCUUUAGGAGGAUCUUAUCUUUCAGAUUUGGAAUGUUCACAGUGUGCUCAAUGUGUUGUAUUCUUUGGUGGAGAAAUCCAAGAUUAAUCACCAGGUUGGUAGCUACAAAAUAUUUAUAAUAAAUUUCUGAGCAAUCUAAUUGCAGUGAUCUCCAUUUUUGGAGUUCAAUUUGUUUUACUGUAGACAAGACAAAUACAUGUAGUUUGGACAUGCCAUGGAGGUGAAUGAGAAUGUUUCUUUACAUGGUUUCUUAUUUCGGGAUAUGGUUAAAAAAAAAAAUUCAAUAUGACCAUCAUAAUUAAGAUCCUUGUUUUAUCAGAUGUCAACUUGCCCUUCCAUUUACUAACUCAGGUUUCAACAUUAGGCAUAAGUUGUUUAAAUUUGGAUCACCAAUUAGUCUGGCAAACUACAUGCAAAAAUGCUCUUUAGCCCUGAGGCAUUUCUACUUUAACCUCUUCUCAAUUAUUUGAUAUCAAAAAUUCUUGCAAACUGAUUCCCAUAAAUUUUGAAUACAACUAUACACAUCAAGAUAUUUCUAUUCAAAUGCAAACUCCACAGCUUUGGGGUUUAAGUUUCUUUACUUGUAUGGAGGUUCUUUUUUCUUUGUGGCAUGCAUCCUACAAAAUGACUGACAUGGACUUGCGUGUUGCUUACAGUUAAUUAUAUCUAACUCUGUACUUGAGCCAAUUAUGGCUCUCCCAGUCAGAGCUUAUCCCAGUGUACUUAACAUGAAGCUGCAAGGAGUAUCACUACUCACCACUGGAUAGGAUGUUAGUCCAUCACAAGGUCACCCCCCUUCCCCUCCUACCAAUUUAUCAGGCUUCCCUGGUAUUUUUUUCAGUACACAUUUCUACUCCUGAGUGGAGAUGGGCACUGUGAGAAUAAAGUGUUUUGCUCAAGAACAUUGUUUCAAGAUCCGUUUUUAUCAACCAUUCGGUAGCAUACAGUGUUGUAAGACAAUGGGCACUGUGAGAAUAGUUAGUUUUGAUGGCGCAAGUAAUCACGAAUAUUGUAACAAACAUUGACCAGGUCAGGUGUCAAACCCAACCCACCCAAAGUCCACCUCUGGGUCCCCCUAUCUCCAAAGUCCAAUUUACAAUGCUAAACAUCCCAAUAUCAGUUGAUCAUUUUUUCCAUUAUUCUCAAGGAGAUUUUUCUUACCAAUCAAGAGCUCCUGUACUUGUUGAUCAUUUCCAUUAUUCUCAUGACCUUAAUGUUUGAUUCAGGGAUGAUUCUAUAAGGAGAAAUUAGAUGCUAGUCUCUCUUAGGGUUUAAAGGGUUAACACAAGAUUGAAGAUUUAGUUUAUGUUGAUAUGACUGUUUUUUUUUUUUUUCACAGCUUGAGAGGUAUAACCAAGGGGGUGACCCAGACUCAGUAGCUGGCGAGUUUGGAAUUCAUCCACUCUACAAGAUGCUAGGUUACUUCAGUCUGAUCAGUUUGCUACGACUGCACUCGCUGCUUGGCGAUUAUUUUCAGGCCUUCAAAGUUCUGGAGAAUGUUGAGCUAAACAAGAAGGUAAACUGAAGAGUAAAAUAACAGUUGGAAAUACUGGAGUGCUUAGAUAAUUGUCACAGUGGUCAGUUGGAACAUUUAAGGUUGACAUUAUGUAGGAGAAAGUGAGAACUCAAAUAAAAACCAUAACUGAAAAAAGGUUUAGAAAAAUAAGAAUGACUUAGUUGCAGUCAGUGUAUUGGUUUGGUUGAGGGGCUGUAACAAGUUUUGUACACCAAUCACAGGGCGUUAAGCACAAUCGAACCAAUCCUUCAUUCCUCGACACUGAAGUGAAAAUUUCUCUAGCUCAAAUGCAAAGAGGUUUUUAUUUAUUAUUUUUUUGUUUUUUCCUAGCCUUGUACAAUAGUUUUUGCACUGCAUUUCUAUGUAACCUAUACAUAUAGUACAGGGAAUAUGUAACAUUCACCAGCUGAUACAUUUGCCAUUUCUCAUCACCAAUUUGUUGGAUAAUGUCUUGAUAUUGUAAGGAUAAUUUAAAAAUGUACAUCUCUUUCAUUUUAAAUCAUUCACUGUAUGAUGCACAAUUUUCUUUGGAGAUUCAUGCUAUACCAAUACACUGUACAUCAGUGAUAUGUAUGUUGUCUCCCAACAGAGUCUAUACUCAAGAGUUCCAGCUUGCCAGAUCACUACCUACUACUAUGUUGGGUUUGCAUACCUCAUGAUGAAGAGGUACCAGGUAGGGAAGGUCUAUCAGCAUAAGGCAGGGAUGAAUAUAUGGUUAAUAGACCGCUGGAACUGUUAGACAAGAAAAUACUGGGCCUAAGUUCAAGGCAUACUAAAGACAAAUAUUUUUGGGUCCGGCCCAACCAAAAUUAGUUCUUUGACUACAUAAGUUUCAUUGCUGAUUGCAGAACACUUGCUUGUGACCAUUUAAAUUUGGGCUUAAAACUCAGGAUUAACAUCAUACAGUGUAACAGAAAUUCUAAUUUUCUCAACCAAGGCCUCUAUGAUUGUUACCAGAAGAUGAACUCUUAUCUUUCCUCACGUUAGGAGGUAGAAUCUCUUUUCCUUCUUGUUUUGGAUCAUCAGAUUGCAUAUUUUAUCCUCAUUUGCAGUUGUCAAAUUAUGAAUUUGGCUUAAAGAGAAAAAAAAAAAGAAAGAACAACAUCCAGGAAUCCUCCCUCCUGAAGUAGGGUAGGAUAUCUUUAUGUAACCAGAAUUAUAUAGAACAUGAUCUGUUUCUAUUCUAGGAUGCUAUUCGCAGUUUCUGCAAUAUUCUGCUUUACAUUCAGAGGACCAAUGAUAUAUUCCAAACUAUAUCCUAUCAGAAUGAACAGGUGAGAAGUCCCACAAGGGGUCAUCAGCUUAAAUAGAGUCUAUUAUUUUCAAAGGUUUCCACAGACACUGAUCUCUUUCUGUCAGACAUCAAAUAAGAGAUUGAGUGCAUUGAUGUUUACUAAUUAAACAUUGAGGUCAAGAGUUUUUUUUACCCUCAUCAAAUAUAACACAAAGAAAUCAAGAGAAAAUUAUCCAAUUGUUUUAGAAUAAGUUUUCUAGUCAUUCAAAACUUCACAAGUUUGGUUUGCUUUUUAGGCUGCCCACUUUUAACACCAUCUAUCAUUGAAUAGAUUGCAAGAAGCUAUCUGUUCCAUGAUAGAUAGAUGGUAGAAUUUUUGGUAUUUAUACCAAUGAGCAUUACGUUACCAACAUUUCUUACCCAUAGAUAAUGAAGAAGAAAGAUCAGAUGUAUGUACUGCUGGCCAUCUGUCUGACGUUAUAUCCACAGGUAUGUAGUUCUUAUUCUCAUGGAUCAGUCAUUAUUUUCUUUCCAGGGGGAGGGGUUCAGAGGAUUUUGGGGUGAUCACAUGGUUUUCACGGGAAUUGGUUCCCAACAGAUCAUAAGGUGGGGUGGGGGGGCUAGACAAAAUUGAGUGCCAACUAACUGCCAAUGAAAGGGGAUCAUAAGAUUACAGAGCCUCAUAGGGGGAUCAGGUAAAAUUUAUCGUGAUGCAAAUGAUAUCGUCCGAAUUCCCCCUUAGAUGUGGUUGAUUUUGUUUCAUUUUUUUCACCUUUCCUUGUCAAACCCAAAAAAGCACAUGAUGAGAUUUUAUAAAACUGUGUCUUUGUUGCAGCGACUUGAUGAACAUGUUCACUCACAACUGAGGGAGAAAAAUGCAGAUAGGUUGCAACAACUUCAGCGUGGGUAUGUUGAGUGUUUCUUGUUUGUUUGGUUUUUUGGGUCUGUGCCUCUUUGUUGAAAAUUCUUCGUUUGUGCACUGGAAAAAACUGUGGCUUUGACCUUUCCAAAAGUUUGAGCAUACAUGAGCAUCAACUGUAUGUAGUAAUUAAUUUUUUUCAAUUAUUUCUUCCAUUUUCUUCCAACAGAAAUUUGCAGACAUUUGAGGAGUUAUUCUCAUAUGCUUGUCCUAAGUUUAUCUCCCCAGUCCCUCCAAACUUUGACGCACCUCCAGCUAAUUUUAACAGGGUAAGGACAUUUUAGCAAUCUUCAAAUGGUUUUGCUCAACUUUGCUGUGUGAUUGGUUCGGAAAACUUGCGCCUCUUUCUUAACCGAUGAGAUUCCAAACUAAAACCAAUUGCAACUUAGUCUCUCAGGUCUUCCUGCGCCAAGGGCAUGUAGGCUUGAUUGUCGAGUUUUCAUUGGAUACUUGUAUUUUUUUAACUCUGAUUGGUCGAUGUGAUUUAUCCACACUUUCAGUCAAUUUACAGAGACACCUGAUCUACUUCAAUAAAUUUUGAAUUCAUUUGAAGACAAAUGGAUCACAAGAGACUUUGAAAUGUAAAAUGUGAGUUCUUGAAUUCUUCAUCACAACUGUUUAACCCUUUAACCCCUAGGAGUGACUAGCAUCUAGUUUCUCCUUACAAUAUCCCCACUGAAUCACACAUUAAUGUCACGAUGAUAAAGGAAAUGAUCACCAACGGAAAACUCUUGACUGUUAGACAAAUUCUCCUUGUCAACCCCUUAGUAAAUGUAAAGAGAACAGUUUGAAGAGUAUGAAUAUACUGAUGUUAGGGUGUAAAGGUUAAAUUGUAGCGAUUUUUUUUAACAGUUGUUUCAAUUGCAUCCUUUUCUUCUCUUUUCCAGGAACCAUUUAAUCUUCAGCUGAAAGUUUUCAUGAAUGAAGUGUUGCAGCAGUCUCCGAUACUAGUAAUUAGAAGGUAAAGUUUAAAACAGAAGUUUUGUGUCAGUUUCUAUUUAGAAUCAGCAUGGCCCUCACUUGACUUGCUUUCAACAAUCAAACUUACACUGCAUAAAUAACGUUAUGAUAUUCUUUAGACCACUUUUGAUUUAGCGUCAUAAAACUAAAUUCAAAAGAAUCAUAGCCAGUCAGGACUAGGUAAAUAUUACUAAUAGCCAAUGAAAGCCAGGCACUACAGUAACCAGCGUCAAAUGUGGGAAAAACGUGCAUAACAAAAUUGCCAUUGCUCUAGUUUUGUAUCUGAUUGGCUGGUGUGAGAAUUUUUAGCAGUGUAAUAGCAAUAGCAGUGUAAAUGAAAGCAAACAACAGUGCAAUUUGUUUCAGUUCCCCUAUUCUUUGGAAUUAAAUGCUCCAUUCUGUGACUGUGAUCGAUAAGUUUUGUUGGAGAUGCAAGUAAACCUCCAUUUCCAUCAUGGAAAGUUUGUGUGCCUUUUGUUUUUUUUAGCUAUUUGAAGUUGUACACCACAAUGCCCAUCGCAAAGCUUGCUGCAUUUUUAGACAUGGUGAGUUAAAAGAACCUCUUUUCCACAAUGAAUAAAACUCUCUGUCUUCUGUUUUUUUAUUUUUUGGUCCAAGAGUAGUAAAAAACAAAAACUUUGUUCCCUCCAUGGAAUGGGUUUCAAUCUUGACACUUAAGUUAUCAUCUGUGUUCCUUCUGUAGGAUGAGAGUCAGAUCAGGACCCAACUGCUCUGCUUCAAGGUAAGUCUCUAAACAAAAUUUUCACAGGGUUAGUAUGGUAUAAUGCAGUUCACAACAUUUGGCGAAAAACUAUCCUUUACUUGUCUUGGUAACCCUUGUUGAUUCCCUUUCACAGCAUAAACAGAGGAAUCUUGUGUGGACGAAAGGAACAGAUGCUCUCGAGGGAGAGCUCCAGUCUUCCUCUGAAGUGGACUUUUACAUUGACCAGGUGAAAAAAAACAUCCUUUCGUGAGAGUAACCAACCCCAAAAUUGAGAUGUGUUCAACUCUUUGACGUAGAAAAAUGUAACGUAACUCCGAUGACCUAUCAGAUUGCUGAGUAAUACCUUACAGAGACAAUGAGAAAUCUUAAAGUUAAAAAAAGCAAAUCACUUACAUGUAAAACUUGAGAAAAAUGUGGGGAGUCAAGUCGCGACUAGGUUUGCUUUCGAUUUGGAUCGGUUGAGAAGGGUGCAAAAGGUUUUUUCAGACCAAUCAUUACAAUAGGCAAAACCAAAGUAGUACAUGCGGUUGAAGAUGGCUCUAAUUGCAUUAGGUAAUGGAUGAUGAAUUUGUUUGUUUUUUUGAAAAAUAUACUCAAUUUUAAGCAGAUAAGGUCAUCUCAAAUAUGUUCUCUAGAACAAACCAGUUUUCCUCCUCUCAAAAAUGGUUAUUUUUCCUUGAUAAAUACUUUUCUCCUACUUUCAGGAUAUGAUACACAUCGCAGAUACGAAAGUUGAACGGCGGUAUGGAGAUUUCUUUAUUAAACAGAUUCACAAGUUUGAGGAGGUAAGACUGGUCCCUCAUUCUCUACAAGUAUGUUAAUAAACUCCAGCUAUAGGCUACCUGCCCCCCCUUCUCUUAUCCACCCUUUUGGUUACAAGCCAAUAAUAUGAAUGUUUUAUGGCCAAAAUAACACUCGUCACAGAACACUCAGAACUAAGAAAAGAGGGCAACAACUACUUUCUACAAUGCUGUUUUGUAAAAUAACGUGAUAAGAGGAAAGUUUUAUGAGAUAGAGCUGAGAGCAAAUAGUUAAAGUGACAAUGGUCUAGACACUAUCAAAGAAAAAUGGUAUUCACUCAAAAAGCGACGCUGCAAGCUCUCAUGUAUUGUGCUGCGGUAUUUGCAGCUAAGCCCGCGAAUUUCAAGCUGGCGAGUGUGCAAAAGGUUCUUGAGGGGUGUGGUCUCAUGCCAGAAUUCUUGCAGCCCCCCUCGCACAUUGCCCACCCAAUCGGAUCCCGGAGGCUUUGCCGCUCAUGUCCUAAUGCCUACUGAUCGCGAUCUGUUGCUUUGCCAAGAGGUGAUGAUGUUUGAGAUGCUGCUGAGACACAACUUUUGACAAGUUACUUGUUCUUCCUCUUUCAGGUCACAAGGAAAAUCCAAGCAUUCAGUAACACUUAAACAAUCACCUGAGGAAAGAUACUGUUUAGAGGAGAAGGAGAUAAAAUCCAGAGAAACACCGAUACUAAUCAUCUAUCCAUCCCAGUGUACUCCUUUUUGCAAUCUGUGAUAUCAUUAGAAGUUUAUUUUUCUGGCUUUGCCAACAAUACAUAUAAUGUAGGAAAUGGGUAAAUUACAUAACAGUAAUGGGCAGGCAACAACCACAACAGCGAUAACUAAUUACUGUGGUCUCAGGAAAAUUAAAGUAGUAAAAAGAUUACAUCAGUAAUUAAUAAUUAAGAACAGCAUGGAGUUGGUGUUGUUUUCAGACUGCGAUAUGAAUUACGUUUUGCAUAGAUAGUUUUAUAAGUCCUAGGAUAGUCAAUGUCAAAGAUCUCUUGGAGUGCAGUUGAAUAAUAACACAUCAAAGCACGUUUGAAGUCAUUUACAUUGUUCACACUUAGGUUAAGCUUGUCUGGCAGUGUGUUCCAGAUUCUUAUUUUUCAUACAAUAAAUGACCGUUGAAAAGUUGAAGUCUUGCAUUUAGGUACAGAGUAUUUGGUAACAGCCGUAUUGGCAGACAAUCCUGUAUGUCUUGUAGAACGAGCAAUAGGAACAAUUGUAGGGUCUAUAUCCAGUAACAUAUCUAAGUACUCAUGCCAGUAGCUGAUAGGUAGUAAGGAAAGGGCU